AUGCCCAUGAAAAGCAGAAACAUCAACUGGUUCAGGAAGAGAUACAAGCAGAGGUGGAGGAAGAACAUUGCCGCAACAUGGUUGGCAUGUACAAACAAGGUGCCUAGACCAGACAGAAGCAUGCAGAACCUUACCUUAAAUGUUGCAGCUUUCAACCUGGAUACCCAGAACGUAACGCAGAAAAAUGGAGAUCCAGGCAGCCUGUUUGGAUUUUCUGUUGCCUUCCACCAGCAGCUGAACCCUACCAGAAGGAACCUAUUACUGGUAGGAGCUCCUCGAUCAAAACAUCAGAACCAAGAGAAUGUUACAGGUGUCGUCUAUCAAUGUGAUCUUACUACAACAUCUGACCGCUGUCAGCCCAUUGAGUUUAACAAUGAAGAGUUCCUUGAGAGUAAAGGCAUAAAUGGCCAGUGGAUGGGAGUUAGAGUGACAAGCCAGGGUCCUGGUAAAAAUGUAAUGACCUGUGCUCAUCGCUACCAGCAGUGGAGCCCGAGCCCAGGCCCUUACAACCCUCGCCUUAUUACGGGUCAGUGCUACCUCUUAGGAGAUGACCUGCAAGUCGGGAAGGAAGACAGGACGUGGAGAAGGGUAGUUUGUGAUUCUGAACACUUAACCAGACGUUCAAUGAACCACGAGUGGUUUGCAUACUGCCAGCAGGGUCAUGGAGCAUCUUUUGCAAAAGACAACACAUCUUUGUUAUUUGGAGCACCAGGCGCUUACCUUUGGAAAGGGAUCGUACGAAUGGAGCCCCUGGAUAACCUGGGCGUCUCCAGCGAAUACGCUCGUGAAACUGGGGAUAUAGACAAUUUCAACACAAAACUCAUACCUCUACAGAGAGACAGCUACCUAGGAUUUUCCAUUGACUCAGGAAUGGCUCUCCUCAGGAAGGGUGAGCUGACAAUUGUGUCAGGGGCACCCAGAGGAGGCUACAGCGGCCAAGUGACAUUUAUUAAGGCGGAUCCAGUAGCACGGAGAAGUUUGUCUGUGGAGUUAGUCCUCUCUGGCCCGGGCCUGGCCUCCUCCUUUGGCUACGCUGUGGCAGUGGUGGAUUUCAAUGGUGACGGGUGGGAGGACCUUGCCGUAGGAGCACCCGAGUUCUUUGUUAAAGACGGUUUGGUUGGAGGGGCAGUCUAUAUCUAUAUCAACAAUGAAGGAAAAAACUGGGACAAGAUUAUACCCAUCAAACUUCUUGGACAUAAAGAUUCCAUGUUUGGCCUCGCAGUGGAAAACAUAGGAGACAUCAAUCAAGACGGAUAUGGAGAUAUUGCUGUGGGAGCCCCUUAUGAUGGCUCUGGUCGAGUAUACCUCUACUAUGGCUCAUUAGAUGGCAUCAACACAGAGCCAGCACAGGUACUUUCAUCAGAAUCCGAAAAAAUCACUUUGUUUGGAUAUUCUCUGUCUGGCAAUUUGGAUGUGGAUGACAACCAGUACCCUGAUUUGGCCGUUGGGUCGCUCUCAGAUUCUGUAUUUGUUUACAGAGCGAGGCCAGUGGUCAGUGUCAGCAGCUAUCUAAAGCUAACACCAAAUGAAAAAGACAUCACAAAGGAACAAUGUGAUAAACACACGUGUUAUUUUACAGUGCAGGCGUGCUUUACCUACACAGCACAUCUAACGUCCUUCAACCCUAAACUGAUACUCAAUUACACAUUUGAGAUUGAUGCUGAGAGGAGAAAAUCAAGGCUUCCUCCCAGAGCGGACUUAAUGGGUUCACCUCAAGGAAAACUGGAGCUACCUCGCCAGGGGUUGAAAGUCUGCACUGAUACCAAGCUCCGCCUCCUGCGAGAUAUUAAAGACAGACUGCACAAUAUCCUUGUUUCUGUAAGCUUGUCUCUACGGAACUCUACGACAAGGACAAGUGAUAAUCUGCCCAACCUCACACCUGUCCUUAACCUCUACCAGCAGAAAACAACUGUCUCAGAGAUUGUCUUAAUAAACAAGGGCUGUGGAAGCGACAACAUUUGCCAAAGUAACCUGGAGUUACAGUACAAGUUCUGUUCCAGGAAAACACAAAAUGGUCAAGAUGUUUUCAAAUCAUUGGCCAGUGAGGAUGGUGUUGCAGUCAUCACUCCCUCUGAUGAAGACAUAGCCUUGGAGAUCACUGUGACUAACAGGAACGGAGAUGACGCACACCAAAGUCACUCAGUCAUCAGGCUCCCGGAUACUCUUCGCUACACCUCUGUUGUCUACAAUACAGCAUCAGAAACACAUGUGACAUGUUCAGCCAAUGAAAAAGGAACAUUUGUAGACUGUGAACUGGGAAACCCACUCCAUAGAGAUGCUGAAGUUACAUUUUAUGUCCUCAUGUCAACGACCAGUAUCUCACUGAGUACAGAAGAGGUCAACGUCACCCUGCAACUUGAAACAACAAGUGUGCAGACGAUACCACCAGUCGAGGCAUUAGCCAAAGUGAUUUUUGAACUGAAUCUGCAAAUAUAUGGUCAAGCCAGGCCCUCUCAAGUAUCACUUGGUAAAAAUGUGCAAGGUGAAAGUGCCAUAGAAACAGUUGAUGAAAUUGGAGCUCUGGUUCAAUAUGAAUUUAAGAUAACAAAUUUGGGCAGAACACUGAAAUCUUUUGCCAAUGCAUCACUUAAUAUUUAUUGGCCAAAGGAGAAUUCUGUAGGAAAAUGGCUGCUAUACUUGACUCAGAUCAGCAGUAAAGGGGUGCAGUCUGUCCCCUGCUCACCUGUAAAUGAGAUCAAUCCACUUAAACAUGUAAAGGGCUGGCAUGACCCUUCAAGGAAAAGACGUGAAGCUGAGCUUGAAGCCCUCUCUAGUGAUGUUUUCACAUUUCUGCCGACAAGAAGAAAAUACAAAACCUUGACCUGCUCAGAUGGACUGGAGUGUGUGGAGAUACGCUGCCCUCUGGUGGGCCUCGACAGUAUCGCACUGAUUAUUCUGCAUUCUCGCCUCUGGAAUUCUACUUUUACAGAGGAUUACAGCUCUUUGAACUACCUGGACAUUGUUGUGGAUGCUGCUCUCAACUUAACAAACUCUCCAGAGAAUAUCAGACUUAAAUCAGAGAAGCCUGGGACAAAGGUAAAACUGACCGUGUUCCUCGAGAGAAAAACUAAAUACUUCACCAAAGUCGCCUGGUGGAUAAUCUUCCUGACAGUCAUCGUAGGACUCCUGUUAUUGGCAAUGCUUGGAUUCUUGUUGUGGAAGAGAGGAUGCAUCAACUGUCACACUCAUAACAAGAUUCCUUUACAUGACGGAGAUCCAAUGGCAGAGACUGCUCCUCUGAAAGGCUAACAGGAGAACUGGACAGACGAUAUUGAGAAUUAAAUUCUCUACCUUCUUUCCUGUCACACUUGUGUCCUUCUAUAGUAAAUGAUCUGCUACUAAAGCAGAACAAUCUUAACUUUGACCCAGUGAUGUUGGGAGUUGGGGCAUUUCUGAUGCAGAAGUAGGUUAUUACUGUAGCAUAUCUUUACACGAAUACAUUGUAAAUGAAAACAAA
Scomber scombrus (Atlantic mackerel) is the source of this 3457-nucleotide messenger RNA. Its product is annotated as integrin alpha-6-like. Lineage: Eukaryota; Metazoa; Chordata; Actinopteri; Scombriformes; Scombridae. Gene Ontology annotation, biological process: cell adhesion mediated by integrin; cell-matrix adhesion; cell-cell adhesion. The transcript is spliced from 26 exons. The record is from RefSeq and is a predicted model, not a curated record. Gene Ontology annotation, cellular component: integrin complex; external side of plasma membrane. The coding region runs from base 1 to 3249 and encodes 1082 amino acids. Gene Ontology annotation, molecular function: integrin binding.